Octodon degus (degu) is the source of this 949-nucleotide messenger RNA. RefSeq names its product armadillo repeat-containing protein 10-like. Bases 26 to 877 code for a protein of 283 amino acids. The record is from RefSeq and is a predicted model, not a curated record. Gene Ontology annotation, cellular component: mitochondrion. Lineage: Eukaryota; Metazoa; Chordata; Mammalia; Rodentia; Octodontidae. Gene Ontology annotation, biological process: negative regulation of intrinsic apoptotic signaling pathway by p53 class mediator. The transcript has a single exon.
GUCGCGCAGCUCAGCGCUGCGCAGCAUGGGUGGCGCACGGGCUGCAGGUUGGGUGGCGGCGGGCCUGGCUCUGGGUGAGGGCGCUGGUUUCUGCCUAUAUCGCGUGGCACACGGCCCACGGCACAGCAAGCGCGGGCUCCGUUCCUCAGAGUUCACAGAAGAUUUACCUAAUGGCUCAUACGAUGAUAUCUUCAAUGCUGAACAACUUCAGAAACUCCUUUACUUGCUGGAGUCAACUGAGGAUCCUGUAAUUACUGAAAGAGCCUUGGUCACUCUGGGUAACAGUGCAGCCUUUUCAGGCAACCAAGCUAUUAUUCGUGAGUUGGGUGGUAUUCCAAUUGUUGGAAAUAAAAUCAACAGCCCAAACCACAGUAUUAAAGAGAAAGCUUUAAAUGCUCUCAAUAACCUGAGUGUGAAUGUUGAAAAUCAAGGUAAGAUAAAGGUAUUCGUCCAUCAAGUCUGUGAGGAUGUCUUGUCUGGUCCCCUGGAUUCUGCCGUGCAGCUGGCUGGGUUGAGACUGUUCACAAACAUGACGGUCACCAACGAGCACCAGCACAUGCUGAGUGGUUAUGCCGCAGACCUGUUUCGUGUGUUACUGACCGGAAAUGGCACCACCAAGGUUCAAGUAUUGAAGCUGCUUGUCAAUUUGUCUGAAAAUCCAGCCAUGACAGAAGGACUUCUCACUGCCCAAGUGGACUUGUCAUUCCUUUCCCUUUUUGAUGGCCACACAGCACAAGAGAUUCUCCUUCGAGUACUUACACUAUUUCAGAAUAUAAAUAACUGCCUCCAACGGGGAGGCCUUUUAGCUAUUCAGCCUCCCCUCCCUACAGUUCCUUGUUCUCCCUUUUAUAUGGAGAGGAUUGUGUCCAGAAAAUGAAAGCUUUAGUGUAUCAUCAUGAUGUGGAGGUGAGAGAAAAGGCUCUAACAGUAAUACCAGGAUUCUGACUGG